AUGUGGAAAAUAAAAUACCUAAAUAACCUGACAAAGGGAUAUUUUAAUAAUAAGGAGGGAAUAAGAUUGUGUAAAUAUUGUGAAAAAACUAUAACAUAUACCCCUAGUUACAAUAAAAAUGGAAAUAUAAAGAGUAAUUAUUGUUCCAUAUUGGGGUAUAAAAAAAAUUAUUACCAUGGAAUAAAUUCAGAAAAAAACUUGAAUAAUAUUUUAAAUGAGGUUGAUAAAAUUCUGAACGGCAAUAAUUUUACUGUAUACAUAAAAAACAAAGAAGAAAAUAAUGAAAAUAAAUUAUCACUAAAAAAAGAGAAUGAAAUAGACGUGUUUAAAAUAUUAAAUAUAUUAAAUAAAAUAAUAAUCUUAAUAAAAGAAGAAAAUGAUGAAUUUCGAAUAAAUGUAUGGAAAAAUUCAACAUUUAAAAAUCUUUUGUCUUAUAUUAAAUUAAAAAUUUCGAUUUUUAAUUAUAAUGAAAUGUUUUUAUUUAUAUUAUGUUUUUCAAAAAUACAAUUUAUUCCCCAAGUUUUGCUUGAAGAAGUGUUAGUAAAGCUAAAUGAAGAAUCAUAUUUAAGUAAUUUUUUUAAAGACGAUGUUAAUAAAUUUGUUCAGUUUAUUUUUAUUUUUUCAAGUUUUAAAAACUUAAAAAAUGUAGCAUCACGUCAAGAUUUUCUACAAUUUGUAACCGAAUAUAUUAAUGUGAUAUUAACACAAGGAUUCAGUAAUAAUAAUAAAAAUGACCAAAAUAAUAAAAAUGACCAAAACAUUAUUAAUAAAAUAAAUUUAGAUUGUUACAUGCUUUUAUCUUCAGCAAUGUAUAACAUGAAUAUAAAGAACGAAAUGGUAUUACAUGAAAUGUGUAAUGAAAUAAUUUCUCUUUUAAAUCAACAUAAAAUAGACGAAACUUUUGAUGAUAGAAUUAAUAUAGCAAAAAAAAUAAUUAACAUUUAUUUUUCAUAUUCAUCUCUAGGCUUUAAUAAUUAUUAUUUUUAUGAAAAAAUAAAUUCAUUUUUAUAUAAUGUAAUAGAAGAUGUACCUUUGUCAAGCUCUUUAACUUUAUUACUUACAAUUUCGACACUAAAAGAAAAAAAAAAUUAUAAUUUUCCUUUAUGCUUAUUAUCAAUAAUAGAGAAUAAAUUUAUAAACAAUUUUUAUGCAUUAGAUCAAAAAGAUUUAUUAUUGUUAAUAUAUUUAUUUACUUACCUAAAGCUGUACAUGUCAAAUUAUGAACAAUAUGUGUGCAUGCUGGAUUAUUUAUUUAAUGUUCAUAAUUUUGAUUUGUUAAAAGAUUGUGAUAUUUACGAUAAAGCAAAGCUAGUUCAAAUAUAUUUUUCUUUAAAAGGAGGUAUCGAAUACAAAAAAGGAAAAGACAAUAUAUCACAAAUUAAUAUAUUUGAAUUAGAAGAAGACAAUACAUCAAAACAAACCAAAAAUUUUGACGAAAAUGAGAACCAAAUUUACAAUGAUAAUAAAAAUGAAAUAAAAAAUAUAAUUUUAAAAGAAUUACAUAAUAAAGGUAUUCUUCAAAAAAUUGAACAAAAUGUAAAUGGAAAUAUGGAAAUAAAAGAAAUAGCGAUUGAUGAUGAAGACAAUUUUAAUGAAAAAAAACAUGAACAUGUGCAGGAAGAAAUUGAAAUAAUAAAUAAAAUAAUAAAUGAUAAAAUUAAUAAUAAAAUAUUUAAAGUUAAUAAUAUAAAAAGAAAUAUAUAUAUAAAUAAUUAUUAUUUUAGUCAUUUAUAUUUGCAUAUAGAAAAAGACCAAAAAUCUAACAACAAAAUAUAUGAUAAAUAUGUUAUUAAUUUAUGCACAAAUGAAAAUACUGACCAUUUUGACAAAAUUGAUAUAUAUACAAAUAUGAAAAGAGAACAUUUAUUAGAUUUGCACAUAAAAUAUAUUCCAAUUGAUUUGUUAAAAUGGAAAAAUUUAUCUCAUCAUGAAAAAGAAAAAUUACUCAUCCAAAAAUUGAUUGAAAAAAAUGAGCAUGUACAAUAUUUUGCAUGA
Plasmodium yoelii is the source of this 1995-nucleotide messenger RNA. RefSeq names its product conserved Plasmodium protein, unknown function. The record is from RefSeq and is a predicted model, not a curated record. The transcript has a single exon. Bases 1 to 1995 code for a protein of 664 amino acids. Lineage: Eukaryota; Apicomplexa; Aconoidasida; Haemosporida; Plasmodiidae.